Asterias rubens (European starfish) is the source of this 5002-nucleotide messenger RNA. RefSeq names its product ATP-binding cassette sub-family C member 9-like. Gene Ontology annotation, molecular function: sulfonylurea receptor activity; ATP binding; ABC-type transporter activity. The record is from RefSeq and is a predicted model, not a curated record. Gene Ontology annotation, biological process: transmembrane transport; potassium ion transport. Gene Ontology annotation, cellular component: membrane. The transcript is spliced from 31 exons. Lineage: Eukaryota; Metazoa; Echinodermata; Asteroidea; Forcipulatida; Asteriidae. Bases 1 to 4743 code for a protein of 1580 amino acids.
AUGGAUGAAAAAUGGGAGUGGUUUUGUGGAAGAAACUCAGUGUACAUCGAUAAUGGCCAAGGUUGGUUCGAUGACGUCCGCAAUAACACCUGUUUGUUAGACGGUGUCGCCGCACUUCCACACGGUGUGUUCUUACUCGUCCAUUCCAUUCUCCUCCUGUUCAUUGGAUGCUGUACGAAUCGAAGAGUGUAUACCAGAUACCUCCUCGUGUACCCUGGACACAGUCUAAGAUGGCUCCUAUCGGCGUUGCUGCUAGUCCUCAUUCUUGCCUCCGCCGGUGAGGGCGCGAUGACCGAUGACACUUACAAGGAGCAACCGACGCAACCGCAUCUGUACGUUCACAGCAUCGUAGCCUUCGUCGCAGUCGUCUCGUCUCUUGUCUACUACCAUCAUAUGGAGCAAUGGCAGCUACCGGGCAUGUCUGUGGUGUUGCUGGUGUACUGGACGUGUUGUGCAGGUGUGGAGAUCUUCCGGCUGAUGAGUUUGACGUACCAGGAGGAAGACGACAUUCAAAGGCUCAUAUUUGACCUGACCAUCGUCAAGCUAGUAAUUUACCUCGUCUUGCUGUGCAUUGAAGCUAACAUCAUCAGAACAAAGGUUUUUUGCUGCCAUCGGAAUCCAGACGUCUUCCCGAAUGACUUGAAGCGUUUAGACAUGAGGUACAUGCAGUACUACGUCAGCCUAUUCUCAAGUCUUGUGUAUUGGUGGCUUAACUCUGUCCUGUCUCUGGGGUUUAAGAAACACCUGGAGCUUAGUGAUCUGGGUGUGGUCCCUGAGCAACAUGAGGCUGAGUACAAUCAUGAGAGGUUUCGGAAAGCCUUCAUACAAGAAUCGGAGAAAGCGAAACAGAAAGGAAAGAAACCCUCACUGUUGAAAAUCUAUGGAAGGGUUUACGGCCGACGGCUGUUAGCUGCUGCAAUACUCAAGCUCAUUGGUGAACUGUUCGCUUUCAUUAACCCCCUUGCAGUUGGAGCCCUCACGGCCUACGUCACGACGUUCAAGUAUAAGCCCUCUGCUGAUCCCGUCCCUGACCAUCAUGUGACCGUGGAUGAAUUCUUCCAGAAUGGAUUUGUGUUAGUUGUGGUUAUGUUCAUAGCUUCCUUGGUUAACUUCUUCUGUUUACAAACACACUUCUACUUCAGCAUCAUGGAAGGAGUCAAUGUGCGAGCUGCUGUACAGGCAAUGGUGUAUGAGAAAUCGCUAAGGCUUUCGACAGUAGCAACUACAGGUGGCUCAAUGAAUAUGGGUCAAAUCACCAACCACAUGUCUGUUGACCCCAACGCUAUCCAACUCAUGUUCCAAAACUUCAAUAACCUGUGGUGUGUUCCAGUGCAGCUAAUCGUCAACCUGAUACUGCUAUACUUCGCCAUGGGCUACGCUGGUCUGAUCGGGACAGUCGUAUUUCUCGUCCUUAGUCCAAUACAGUUCAAAAUUGCAACAAUUAUCAGCAAGAAACAGAAAGAAAUGCUUGCCUUCUCCGAUAACCGUCUUAAGAAAACCAAUGAGCUUCUUCAAGGAAUCAAACUACUUAAGCUGAAUGCAUGGGAAGGGCUCUACUGUAAAGCCAUCGAAGCAAUCCGAGCUAAGGAACUCAACGUCUUACUCAAGAUCAAUCUGGGAUUCAUCGCAACAAUUUUGUUGGUUUCUGCUACUCCAGUAUUGGUAACACUUGUGGGUUAUGGAAGUUACUCGUCCUUCACCGGCCAACCCUUAACACCCGAAGUGACCUUUUCAGCCUUUGCUCUCUUCAACAUGCUCACUAUGCCAUUGAUGAUGCUACCGAUGUCUCUAGUGUACGUGGUUAACGGUGUAGUCAGCGGCCAACGGGUUCUGAAGUUCCUUCUUGCCCCGGAGAUUGAAGAUUCUGACGGUCGGGGUAUAGUCAGACCGCGUUCCGUGUCUGGCUAUCAGAAUGCGGAGGAAGACCUCUCGGUUGGGUUCCGUAAAGACUCAAGCCAGAUCACCAUCAUUAGCAGUGCUAGUGAAUUGGAAGAUGACCCAGGCACAGAGAAAACAACCCUGCUCAAUGGAAACACCGCUAAGAAGCGGAAAUCUAAGGAGGCAAGAUAUGGUGCAGCAGGAACCAGGAGGAACCAAUUCAAAACGGGACCCUCAACUAGGCUCAAGAAAACCGUUGCUAUUCAAAUAUCUCACGGCAGCUACAGGUGGGAUCUAGAAUCAGAGUGUCCGGUUCUCAAUGAUAUCAACCUGGAAAUACCUGAAGGUAAACUUACCAUCGUGAUUGGACAAGUAGGCAGCGGCAAGUCUUCAUUACUCUCUGCUAUCUUAGGAGAAAUGACAACAAUGGGUGGCUUUAUACAAGUCAGGGAUAGAACGAAGGUUGCUCUUGCAGCCCAGAAGCCGUGGUUACUGAAUGCUACGUUACGAGAUAACAUCCUUUUCUCUGAACCAUACGAUUCAAAAAGAUUCAAGCGUGUAAUAGAUGCGUGUGCCCUGAAACCAGACAUCGAUAUCUUACCUGCCGGAGACCAGACUGAGAUUGGUGAGAAGGGUAUCAACUUGAGCGGUGGGCAGAAACAACGAGUCAGCGUAGGGAGGACUAUGUACUCAGACAGGGAUAUCAUCAUUCUGGAUGACCCGCUCUCCGCAUUAGACGUUCAUGUUGGUCGACAUCUCUUCGAACAUGGCAUCAUGAAACUAUUGGUCAAAAGAAACAGAACAGUCGUGCUGGUCACUCAUCAACUGCAGUAUCUCAACAGAGCAGAGCUGAUUGUAAUGAUGAAGGAUGGUAAGGUAUCCGCGCAGGGAACUUUAGAUGACAUCAUUGCUGCCGAUCCAGAUAUGUACAGUGAAUACAACAAGGCAGUGGAACUAGCCACAGAGUCCGAGGUUGAGGCCGAACUAUCUGGGAACGAGUCCGAGUCUACCAGGGCAGAACGUUUACAACUGCAACGUGAAGUAAAGAAAAGAGCGAUGUCUAUGUCCAGCAGGAUGUCCAAAGAUGGCAGUGAACCAACCUUGGGGGCGCUAAUUGAGAAGGAAGAGAUUGAGCGAGGGUCGGUCUCCUACUCGGUCUACAUGUACUAUGCUGGAAACGUAGGCUGGUGCAUGUUACUAUUGGUCCUCAUUAUGGCAGUGCUGGAUACCAGUCUUUCAAUCGGAACGAGUUUCUGGCUGUCAGCGUGGUCAGAGGCAGGACUCGGAAAUGAAACGGAUGCCCUGACUGCUCAGUUCUUUGGUGGUUAUGCUGGAUUGUCAUUUUCAUACUUGGUUGCCAGACUACUGUCCAUGUGUACACUGGUAUGGGCGAUACUCGUAGCAGCUAGACGUCUUCAUCAACGUGUACUGAGAAAUAUCAUUAAAGUACCACUUAGGUUUUUUGACAUGACGCCAGUUGGACGUGUUUUGAACCGCUUUUCGAACGACACUCAGCUGAUUGAUAUGAGGCUGACUCAGACCAUCAAUAUGUUCCUGAAUUCUGCUCUGAAAGUUGCCUCAGCAGUGAUAGUAAACACUGUUGUCAUGCCAAUCUUCAUUGCGUUUUUCAUUCCCGUUGCCAUUGGUUACUAUUUCCUACAAACCUACUUCUUGGCGUCAUCCAGGGAGUUACAACGACUGGACAGUAUCAGCAAGUCGCCAAUCUUUGCCUACUUUUCCGAAAGCCUCGGUGGAAUAACAACAAUUCGAGCCUACAAGGCAUCGGACCGUUUUUACCGCACUGUCAUUAAGCGUAUCAACGUGAAUCUAUCAGCAUUUCUGUAUCUACAAGCUGCCACACGAUGGCUAGGUAUUCGCUUGGAUUUCAUUGGUUCUAUAGUGGUUCUUCUUGCUGGGAUGACAACACUAGUUGGCGCUAUUGUGAGUGAUUUGGAUCCAAGUCUUGUUGGUCUAGCAGUAUCCUACUCUCUACAGGUUUCAUUGUUUUUGAACUUCGUGGUACGUGGUAUUGCAGAGUUGGAGAUGCAAAUGAAUGCCGUGGAACGUGUAAAGCAUUAUACAUACAUUGAGAAUGAACCAUAUGAAGGUACCGACCCACCCCUGGGCUGGCCAAUGCGUGGUGUGAUACAGAUGGAACGAGUCUCUGUACGGUAUGCUAAAGACACCGAACCCGUUCUCAAUGACGUCUCGGUUACGUUCCACGAAGGAGAAAACGUCGGUAUUUGUGGCCGGACUGGGGCUGGGAAGUCUUCUUUGACUCUCGCUUUGCUACGUGUCAUUGACGUUUUCGACGGUAAGAUUUUAAUUGAUGGGAUUGACAUCAUGUCUGUUCCCCUGACGACUUUACGGAGUGAGAUAUCAAUCAUACCGCAGGAUCCUGUGCUUUUCACAGGAACAGUCAGGAAGAACUUGGACCCAAUAGCUGGGAGUAGCAGCGAUGACGAUCUAUGGAAAGCACUGGAAAUAGCACAGCUGAAAGAAAUGGUGCAAUCUCUGGACUUGGGACUUGAUUCUGUUGUGACGGAAGGAGGCGAGAAUUUCAGCGUUGGUCAGCGGCAGUUAUUUUGCUUGGCUCGUGCUUUCUUGAGGAAGACUCGCAUCCUGAUCAUGGAUGAAGCUACCGCCUCAAUCGACUUGGAAACGGAUAAAAUUCUCCAGAAAGUCGUGGCCACAGCUUUUGCGCAUCGAACUGUGCUGACGAUUGCCCACCGCAUUACGACCAUCUUGAAUUCCGAUAAGAUCCUGGUCCUUGACGAUGGGAGAUUGGUCGAGUACGGAACACCGGACGAGCUGAUAGUGAAAGAAGGGUUAUUCGCUUCAUUUGUACAAGACACAGAGUCCUAAAGGAAAAGUAGAAAUUCAGAACCUUCAGAAAAGUAUACUUUAUGAAAACGCAGUUUGGCAUGCAUGCGGCAUGCUUCCUAAAUAAAUAAAAAAACAUAUUUUUGGGGUCAGAUUUCCUGGGUCAAUGACAUCAAGUCUGGUGUAACUAGAUAUACUUAUAAUUCAGUUCAGACAGUUUCAAUCUAUUGGACAACAUAGAAAGAAAAAGAGUUUAUGGUAAUUACUCAAAAUAAUUAUUAUUAUAAAACCUUACUUGGUA